UUCUCUAGACUAAACACACCCUUCGUCUUCAACACCCAACUUCAUAUACACUACAAGUAAAAAGAAACGCCUAAACUCAUUAAAAAUGGGAAGUUCUUGGAAGUCUGGACAGGAUUGAUCACUCACUGACUGACUGGGGAUUCAUCGGGCGAGAGAUAUGGAAGCGCUAAUAGCCUCAUACGCAGACGAUUCUUCUGACUCCGAUUCCGACUCCAAUCCCACCCCUCCACAGCCGCCGUCAGCUUCCACAUCACUGGCCCCUCUCCCCCCGCCUCCUAUUUCACUUCUUCAGCCGCCCAACUCUUUUGUUCCCUUGGACUCCUUACCUAGUAGUCAAGUCAAUCGCGUUCGAAGCUUUCCUCACAUUGAAGGCAAUUAUGCUUUACAUGUCUACAUCCCGGUUUAUAUACCAUCUGCAACAAGGAAGGGGCUGGCCAGUUUUCUGAAGAAGGUCACAGCUAUUGUACCUACUCUACAUGCUGUGGAUGUUGAUGUACCAUUGAGUGGUUUGUUGAAAGAUGAAGCACUGCUUGAAAAAGUGGUGUUGGGUAGAGAGUUUCACAUUAGUUUGGGAAGAACUGUUCCUCUCCGCGUGCAUCAGAUUAAUUCCGUGGUCUCCAUGCUUCGACAGAGGCUUCAGUUUCAGAGGAGGUAUUUGAUAGAUUUUAACAAAUGGGAGAUCUUUGUCAAUGAUGAUUCAACUCGCACAUUCAUGUCACUGGAAGUUGUAGAAGGAGGCUUAGCACAGAUAAGAAAGCAAAUCCAAGCUGUUGAUGAAGUCUACAAACUUCAUAACCUUCCGGAAUUUUACAAGGAUCCACGCCCUCACAUCUCAAUAACUUGGGCAUUGGGGGAUAUCAGGGACACCCUGAAGAGAAUGGUGGAAGAAGAGAUGAAGAAAUACAAAGUGGGUUCAAGUUCACGGCAGAAAUGUAUUUUCACUAGCAAAUUCACUGGCAUUUUGUGCAAAAUAGGCAACAAGAUGCAUGAAAUCUGCAAGUUUCAGGAAGAAUAACAAUUGUUUAUAGAUUCCUAGUUAACCUUUUCAACUAUGCAUCUCCCAGAAGGCUAAUUAGAAGGACUUGUUAUUGU
Molecule: messenger RNA, 1092 nt
Organism: Solanum tuberosum (potato)
Lineage: Eukaryota; Viridiplantae; Streptophyta; Magnoliopsida; Solanales; Solanaceae
Product: U6 snRNA phosphodiesterase
Exons: 6
Coding region: 158-1015 (285 amino acids)
Biological process (GO): U6 snRNA 3'-end processing
Cellular component (GO): nucleus
Molecular function (GO): 3'-5'-RNA exonuclease activity
Source: RefSeq, a predicted model, not a curated record